GUAGGCGGGCGCAGAGCGAGCGAGCGGUGAUGUGAUCGACUGUGUGUUUGUCUGUAGUCUGUCAGUUACGCUGUUUGCACAGUGGCCAGCCGUCAGUGUAGCAUGAGACGGCUAUCUGCCGCUCAGAAACGAUGCCACACAACCUAAAACUCCGGAAAACCCAUUGUUAUCUACUUUUGAAUACGACCCAGGAGGUCGCCUACCCUGACGGGCGCUUAUACAGACCGAAAGGAGGGAGCCAAGACUCAGGGGUAGAUGCAUCACCAGGAGCGAGCGCAGUAUGAAGAAAGCAGGAAGGCCAGUGGGGAAUAAGGCAGCAAGUGGAGGAAGUAAAGGUGACGCAGUGAUAGCUGGAAACUCUGCUGGCAAAAGUGCUGUAAAGAGCCCUACCACAGCUCCGCUCUCCAAGGUCAAAAGUAGUGAUGAUCUUCUAGCUGCUAUGGCUGGGAGCAGUGCAGGGACAAACAGCAGUGCUGCCAAGGGCAAGAAGUCAACCUCUACUCACUCAACGUCCUGUGGAACAAACACUAAUAACCUUGACACAAAGAUCAAGACCUCCUCAGGUCCAUCUGGCAAACGGGCAUCAUCCACGGCCUCCAAGGAGUCGAACUCCUCACGUGAUCGUUUGCGAAACUCAAGAAACUCCAGCAGUAAGAAGCAGUCAUCCACUGGUGCUUCUGAUCGAGCCCAGCCCAGGCAUUCCCGUGGACUGGCCCAAACCUCAGACUCGGAGAGCCGCAUGAGCAAAUCAAAGUCUGACGGACAGCUAAGUGAUAAAGUGGCCCUGGAGGCCAAAGUCAAAAAUCUGUUAGGUCUGGCCAAGAGCAAAGACGUGGAAAUCCUUCAGCUACGGGGUGAGCUGAGGGACAUGAGGGUUCAACUGGGACUGCCCGAGGAAGAGGAGGAGGACGAGAGGCCACCCGAGAGGGAGGCGGCUGCAGUGAUCACAGCUGCAGAUGUGGAGUCGACGUUGCUGCUCCUGCAAGAGCAGAACCAGGCCAUCCGUGGGGAGCUCAACCUGCUUAAGAAUGAAAACCGUAUGCUAAAGGACCGCCUCAAUGCUCUUGGCUUUUCCCUGGAGCAAAGACUGGAUGGGGCUGAGAAAAUCAAUCAAAUCUUUGGCUUUCCCUCCGCCAGUACUGAACUUGCCUCCACUGGAGGUACUGGAGGUCAUGGAGACUGUGCUACUGCGGCCUCCUCUGUGGAGGGAUCCGCACCAGGCUCCAUGGAGGACCUCCUUACGGGAGGCCAGCGAAGUGGCUCAAUGGACAACCUGGACAGCGAGUCCAGUGAGGUCUACCAAGCGGUGACCUCCAGUGACGAUGCUUUGGAUGCUCCGUCAGGCUGCGGCUCCUCAUCGUCCUCUGAGUCUGAAGGUGGCGCUCCAGCAUGUCGCAAUUCCUCUCGGAAGGGGAGCAGCGGAAACACCAGCGAGGUGUCAGUGGCGUGCCUUACAGAGCGCAUUCACCAGAUGGAGGAGAACCAACACAGCACGGCUGAGGAGCUCCAAGCGACUCUACAGGAACUGGGUGACCUGCAACAGAUCACGCAGGAACUAAAUGGUGAAAAUGAACGCCUGGGAGAGGAAAAGGUCCUGCUUAUGGACUCCCUCUGCCAACAGAGUGACAAACUGGAGCACUGUGGCCGUCAGAUCGAGUACUUCUGCUCCCUCCUGGACGAGCACGGCGUGACCUACUCAGUAGACGAAGACAUCAAGAGUGGCCGAUACCUGGAGCUGGAGCAACGCUACGUGGAGCUUGCAGAAAAUGCUAGUUUUGAGCGUGAGCAGCUCUUGGGUGUGCAGCAACAUCUGAGCAAUACUCUAAAAAUGGCUGAGCAGGAUAAUGCAGAGGCUCAGAAUGUGAUCGCAGCACUGAAGGAGCGCAACCAUCACAUGGAGAGACUUCUAGAGGUGGAAAGGCAGGAGCGGGCCGGCAUGGCGGCAGUUCUGGAGGAGUGUAAAGCUGCGGUCAGCAACGACCAGACUGAGCUGAGCCGCUGUCGGGUGUUACUUGAGCAGGAGAGGCAAAAGGUUGCAGAGCUUUACUCCAUCCACAAUGCCGGAGAUAAGAGCGACAUCCACCAGCUCCUGGAAGGGGUUAGACUGGACAAGGAAGAAGCUGAAGCCAAAGCUGCCAAACUACAGGACGAUUUGAGCCAUGCUCGCAAUGAGGUGGCAUGUCUGCAGGACUCCAUGAACAAGCUUGACUCCGAGUACAGGGACUUCCAAAGCGAGGUGCAGAAAGAGUUAGCUGAACAGAAGAGGGCUCUAGAGAAGCAGCGUAAGGACCUGCAGGAAAAGGAGACGGAGAUUGGGGACAUGAAGGAGAGCAUUUUUGAGCUGGAAGAUGAAGUGGAGCAGCACCGAGCCGUCAAACUUCAUGACAACCUCAUCAUCAGCGACCUAGAGAAUUCGAUGAAAAAGCUUCAGGAUCAGAAACAUGACAUGGAGAGAGAGAUAAAGAUACUGCACCGCAAACUCAGGGAAGAGUCUGCAGAGUGGCGUCAGUUCCAGGCAGAUCUGCAGACUGCUGUGGUCAUUGCUAAUGACAUCAAAUCAGAAGCUCAAGAGGAGAUCGGUGACCUACGCCGCCGCCUACAAGAAGCCCAAGAAAAGAACGAGAAGUUGAGCAAAGAACUAGAUGAAGUUAAAAACCGCAAGCAGGACGAGGAGCGUGGACGUGUAUAUAACUACAUGAACGCUGUUGAGAGGGACCUGGCUGCGCUCAGGCAGGGCAUGGGACUGAGUCGACGCCCCUCCACAUCCUCCGAGCCAUCACCCACCGUUAAAACCCUCAUCAAAAGCUUUGACAGUGCCUCACAGGGUCCUGGAGCUAAUGCUAGUGCAGUCGCUGCUGCAGCCGCUGCUGCUGCAAGCACAACUACGAGCGCCCCUUUACCUCGCACACCUCUCAGUCCCAGCCCUAUGAAGACCCCACCUGCUGCUGCUGUCUCACCCAUGCAGAGACACUCCAUAACUGGCUCUAUGGCUGCUGCAAAGCCCCUCUCCUCCCUUACCGACAAAAGACCCAGUUACACAGACAUCAGCAUGCCAGCUGAGCAUCUACUAAGAGCAGCCAACAGCAGCCGUCCCGCUUCAGCUCUUCAGAGAGUCUCAAACAUGGACACGACAAAGACGGUGUCUCGGAGAAGCAGUGAAGAGGCCAAGAGGGAUAUCAGUGCUCCUGAUGGAGGCCCGGCUUCCUCUCUGAUAGCCAUGGGCUCUGCUGCACCUCCUCUGUCCCUGUCCUCUUCUUCUUCCCCCACAGCCUCAGUCAACCCCACAGCACGCAGCCGCCUUCGAGAGGAGCGAAAAGACCCUCUGUCAGCUUUGGCUCGUGAAUAUGGUGGUUCUAAAAGAAAUGCACUGCUGAGGUGGUGUCAGAAGAAAACCGAGGGUUAUCAGAACAUAGACAUCACCAACUUCAGCAGCAGCUGGAAUGAUGGACUGGCCUUCUGCGCUGUCCUUCACACAUACCUGCCUGCUCACAUUCCCUAUCAAGAGCUCGGCAGUCAGGACAAGAGACGAAAUUUCAGCCUGGCCUUCCAAGCAGCAGAAAGUGUGGGAAUCAAGUCCACACUGGACAUCAAUGACAUGGUCCAUACAGAAAGACCAGACUGGCAGAGUGUUAUGACUUACGUCACCUCUAUCUACAAGUAUUUUGAGACCUGAGCACAUGUACUUUUAUGAAUUAUCAAACCAAUGCAACAGAUGAUCACCAACUACCCUGAAUGCAACGUCCCACCAUAUCACCUAAGCCUAAUCCUAGCACAGAGUCAUAUUAAACUGAUCCCAGUUCAGUUACCGUAUGCAGAAAUGGCAUCGAUAUGUCAAAGAAAAUCCUCUACAGUGGAGCCACUAAUGCAGAAUCCAUUUGCCUCAAUAAUGCUUCAACUCACUGUCAAGUGACUUAACACUACAGACUACAUCUAGUUACUAAUUCUUAGUGUGGAUGAUCUGAGACUGUGGAUUUGUAAUCAGUCUUAAGGAACAGCGUGGACCCCCUUGCGACCCCGUGCCUUCCACCACCCUGAGUUCUUGCUUCAAGAUGGAUAUUUGGAGCAAGUUCUUCACCUUAAUUCACAGCCGUGCAACAAUGGAACUCAUUUUUAAAGAGUGAGACAUGUAGAUUGCUCAUAGCAGUGCCUAAUUGAAACACUUAAAUGGAGAAGCAUUUCAGUGGUGGAGAAUAGUACACUUAUAGGAGUUAUUCACUAUAGCACACACUCAGUCAGUGGUUCAACUUUUUUUUUACAGGACUGUUUUGAAAGCUCAUCAGGGCACGUUAUGUUACGACUGUGAUGGAUCUUGGCUUGAAAUACUACAUAUUAAAUAGGGAGGUCAGCAAUAAGCUUAAGUAACCCGUUGAGCCAUUAGUGCUGCUUACCAACAGUAUGAUACUGUAGUAAACACUACAUUCAGAUUAGCAGCACAUGUGCAUGUACUGUCUAUUGUAUUAGUCUGAAAUACUAUACCAAAAAUGAAAUGUCACGAUGUCUUUUCGUUUGUAAGCUAACUUCCUUCUGUACUAAUCAAAUGGUAUAUUCUUUCUCAGGAUAAGAAAGUCUUAUUGGUAUUUAUCAAGAUGAAUAAUCAUAUGCAAGGCGUAAUAUGUUAUGUGCAUUGCUCUACCCAUACCCGCACGUUUUAUUGUUUGCAAAGCACAAAAAUCAAUUUAUAUUCACUAAUUCAAAAUGUAAAUGAAGCUGCAUUCCAGGAUGUAUAUGGAGCGUUUCUGUCUGAGUGAGAAAAAGGACAGUUGUCACACAUAUCCUGUUUUCCAGCUGUGCUGAAUUCAGGCAUUGCUUUCUUUUUCAUGAGUUUGAAAGACUGAUGUUUCCCACCUGUCUGCAAAAAACGCAAUAUAAGACAUAACAAUAAUGAUACAAUAAGAAUUUUUGCAUUGAGUGCAUUGAAAAAAUUGUGAGGUAUGUAUCUCAUUUUCUAAACCCUUUGAUUCUUUUAAUAGAGCUUCUAAUAUUUCCAUUCCUCAGGAAGUAUUUUACAUUGUUUGAAAUCAUUCCUAUUCAAAUUCCAGGGUGUGUAACUAAGCAGCCAUUUAUAGCUCUCGGAACAUCUGAGAGACAAAUCUGCAGUUUCCUUGGUAAGCGUUUAAGAUUUAUUCCAAACUGCAUUUCUGAGCUACUUUACCCUUGGACCACGAUCACAUAAUAAUUAAAAUUAAGUGUCAGAAUAAUCUUUAUAUUUGUCCCAAAUAAAGCCUGACCAAAUGGUAUGCACAUUCAGCUUGAUUUGCUAAACGAGACCUGUUGAGUUGGACCUGCGUUCUGUAUGUUCAAUGUGCUUCAUCCAGCUUUUAUCACAUUAAUAUGAAUAUAAUACUGCUCUGUUGCUUUUUUGAUUGUUAAUGUACACCAGUUUUCAGUUCUUGAAUGCUGAACUUGCUGCCAUUUGUUUAGUUUUUUUAAUCAUUAUGAGAGCAUUAUCUUAAUAAAAUAAAGGGUAAAAUUA
Messenger RNA from Carassius gibelio (silver crucian carp), 5473 nucleotides. Its product is annotated as cytospin-A. The record is from RefSeq and is a predicted model, not a curated record. The transcript has 17 exons. Gene Ontology annotation, biological process: actin cytoskeleton organization. Gene Ontology annotation, cellular component: filamentous actin; microtubule organizing center. Bases 281 to 3673 code for a protein of 1130 amino acids. Lineage: Eukaryota; Metazoa; Chordata; Actinopteri; Cypriniformes; Cyprinidae. Gene Ontology annotation, molecular function: protein binding.